AUGUCACUUAAUUAUGUUUUUUUUUCAGAUCAUAUCUUACGUGCCUUAAGUAGUCUGGAAACUACAGAAGAGAAGUUAGCUGCUUUAUGUAAGAAAUAUGCUGAUUUGCAUGAGGAACAUAGAGUAUUACAAUCUUCAUUUAAACAAGCUCAGAGACGCAUGUCAGUUAUAAGUCGAGAAAAAGACCAGAUACAGUCAGAACAUACUAAAGCUGUUAUGGGAAAAAGUAAAUUAGAGAGUUUAUGUCGUGAACUACAGAAGCAUAAUAAACUUAUUAAGGAAGAAAGUAUACAAAGAUCUAAAGAAGAAGAUGAAAAAAGAAAAGAAAUAUCUUCUAAAUUUCAAACAACUAUUGGUGAAAUACAACAACAGAUGCAAGAAAAUCAUGAUAGACAUACUAAAUUAAGGGAGGAAAAUGCUGAUUUAGCUGGUAAAUUAAAAAACUUUAUGGAAAAAUAUGAGUUGCAGGAAGAGAAACUAGAGAAAUUAUUGAAACAUAAAGAAAUAGAACAACAGUUAUCUGAAGCCAAAUUACAACAAGCCCAGAUUUUAUUAAAACAAGAACAAGAACGUGGUAAACAAGAAAAAGAACUUGUAAGUAUUGGAUUGAUGAGAGAUACAUUUCUGUUUUUCUUACAAAUUCUUGGUAUGUAUAAAGAUAGAUAUGAAGAUUUUCAAUCUACUAUCAAUAAGAGUAAUGAUAUGUUUCAAAAGUUUAAAACUGAGAUGGAUAAGAUGAGUAAACGUAUUAAGAAGUUAGAAAAAGAAGGUGCUCAAUGGAAGGCUAAAUGGCAUGGUUGUAAUAAAGCUUUAUUAGAUAUGGUAGAAGAGAAACAAAAGCAAGAUGCAGAUAAAGCUAAGUUACAAGCCAAAUGUACCAAAUUAGAAUCUUUAUGUCGAGCAUUACAAAAUGAACUUCAUGGUAAAAAGAGUGUUGAAGCCCCAAUUUCGGAACCAGGUAAAAUAAUUUAUCAGUUUUAUUUGUAUCAUUUGUAA
Molecule: messenger RNA, 996 nt
Organism: Lottia gigantea (owl limpet)
Lineage: Eukaryota; Metazoa; Mollusca; Gastropoda; Lottiidae
Exons: 8
Coding region: 1-996 (331 amino acids)
Molecular function (GO): syntaxin binding
Source: RefSeq, a predicted model, not a curated record